AUGGCGAACAACAUGAAUAACCUGACGACGCUGAUCAAGCGGCUCGAAGCUGCCACCUCGCGUCUCGAAGACAUCGCGAGCACCUCUCUACCCAGCAGCGGCGAUGGAGCUGCCAGCCUCAAUGGAGCGUCCACCGAGGCCACUCCAGGCGUGACUGCGGCCAAUACAAGUGCCAGCACCCCCAAACUCGUCGCAGAAAGCGCACCACCGGCGAUUGAGGCUUUCGAUGAGCUGGUCAGCUCGGACCUGAAGAACUGGCUGGACCUGAGCAGCAAGCUGGGAAGCGUCAUUGAGGGCCAGUCCAAAGCAGUCGAGGGCGCAUUCGCCGCCCAGCGCCAGUUCCUCUUCAUCGCGAACAAGGCCAAGAAACCCGACGACCGCACUCUCAUGGAGCUGCUCAAGGACCUCCAGGCAAGCAUGGAGAAGACGGACGAGUUCCGACAGAGCAACCGCGACCCUGCGCUCAAGGACUCCGUCUCCAUGGUCGCCGAUGGUGUCGGGUCGCUUGGUUGGGUCACAAUUGGCCAGGGCGGAGGCAUGAAGCCCCAUGAGCACAUCAACGAGCUGUUCGGCGGAGCUCAGAUGUACGGCAACAAAGUGCUUAAGGAGUACCGGGACAAGCCCGACGGUGAAGCCCAUGUCAAGUGGGUGCAGGCCUACUACAAGCUGUUCAAGGCUCUCGCCGAAUAUGCAAAGAAGCACCACGCUACAGGUGUGGCCUGGAACAGCAACGGCAUCGACGCCAAAGAUGCCGCAAAGGAAAUCUCCUCGGCACCUCUCUCUGGCGCGUCCAACAUUCCUCCACCACCACCCGCUCCUCCAGCAGGAGGCGUCCCAGCACCACCUGGUCCUCCACCACCACCAGGCCCACCGCCGCCACCAGGUGCCGCACCAGUGGCCAAGAAGGCCGCGCCCGACAUGAACGCUGUCUUUGGCGAUCUCAACAAGGGCUCAGAUGUUACAAAGGGGCUUAAGAAGGUCGACCCAAGCCAGAUGACGCAUAAGAACCCAUCAUUGCGAGCUGGCGCAUCGGUCCCUACACGAAGCGACAGCAACGACAGUCUCAGGAGUAAGAGUCCUGCGCCGCCCAAAGCUAAGAAGCCGGAAAGCAUGCGCACGAAGAAGCCACCGAAGAAGGAGCUGGACGGAAACAAGUGGAUAAUAGACAACUUCGACUCCCCAGGCGAGACGCUCGAAAUCGACGCCGAAAUCAACCACUCCAUCCUCAUCUCGCGCUGCAAAAACACCACCAUCCGCAUCAACGGCAAAGCCAACGCGCUCUCGCUCGACAACUCCUCCCGCACAUCCCUCAUCAUCGACUCGCUAGUCAGCUCCGUAGACGUCAUCAAGUGCCCCAACUUUGCGCUGCAGGUCCUCGGCACCCUCCCCACCAUCCUCCUCGACCAGGUCGAUGGCGCGACCGUAUACCUAUCCAAAGACUCGCUAGCAACCGAGGUCUUCACAAGCAAGUGCAGUAGUAUCAACAUCAACCUGCCGACCGAAGACGACUACGCUGAGAACCCGUUGCCGGAGCAGAUCAGGAGCUAUGUUAAGGAUGGUAAGCUUGUUAGUGAGAUUGUGGAACAUGCUGGAUAG
Molecule: messenger RNA, 1596 nt
Organism: Alternaria incomplexa
Lineage: Eukaryota; Fungi; Ascomycota; Dothideomycetes; Pleosporales; Pleosporaceae
Exons: 4
Coding region: 1-1596 (531 amino acids)
Biological process (GO): regulation of adenylate cyclase activity; cytoskeleton organization
Cellular component (GO): cytoplasm
Molecular function (GO): adenylate cyclase binding; actin binding
Source: RefSeq, a predicted model, not a curated record